UAGGAGAGCAGUGGGAUGCAGACCCAAAAUUCUCAUAAAAAGACCAGACCUAGUGGUCUGACUGAGGCUAGAAGGACCCUGGUGGUCAUGGCCCCCAGACCUUCUGUUGGCCCAGGACAGGAACUAUUCCCAAAGCCAACUCUUCAGACAGGGAUUGGACUGGACAAUGGAUUGGAGAGGGAUGCUGGUGAGGAGUGAGCUUCUUGAAUCAGGUGGACACUUGAGACUAUGUUGGCAUCUCCUCCCUGGAGGGGAGAUGAGAGGGUAGAGGGGGUAAGAAGCUGGCGAAAUGGACGUGAAAAGAGAGAGUGGAGAGAAGGAGUGGGUUGUCUCAUUAAGGGGUGAGCAAUUGGGAUUAUGUAGCAAGGUGUAUAUAAGUUUUCAUGUGAGAGACUGACUUGAUUUGUAAACUUUCACUUAAAGCACAAUAAAAAUUAAAAAAAAAAAGAAAGACCAGACUUGCUGGCCUGACACAGACUGGAGAAACUCUGAGAGAAUGGACCUCGGACACACCUUCCAGCUCAGCAAUGAGGUCACUCCUGAAGUUCACCCUUCAGCCAAAGAUUGAACAGGCACAUGGAACAAAACUAAACUAAAGGGGUCCACCAGCCCUGGGACAGGGACUGGAAGGCAGGAAGGAACAGAAAAGCUGUUAAUAGGGAACCCAGGGUUGAGAAGGGAGAGUGUUAACAUGUUGUGGGGUUGCUAAACAAUGUCAUAUAGCAAUGUGUGUACUGUUUGAUGAAAAAACUAGUUUGUUCUGUAAACCUUCAUGUAAAGUCCAACUAAAAAAAAAAAAAGAAGGGGAGACUGUGCCUGCGCGCUGGCUGCUCUUUUCCCACUUUCACGUGUCCCAAGGGCCGGAUUGCAGGCCUCUCCUUGCGGCGGCGUAGCGAAGCUGGGUAGGCGCUGCGGCUACCAGAACCAUGGCAGGACAGGCAUUUAGAAAGUUUCUUCCCCUCUUUGACCGAGUAUUGGUGGAAAGGAGUGCAGCUGAAACUGUAAACAAAGGAGGCAUUAUGCUUCCAGAAAAAUCUCAGAGAAAAGUACUGCAAGCAACAGUAGUAGCUGUUGCAUCCGGAUCUGAAGGAAAGGGUGGAGAAAUUCAGCCAGUUAGCGUGAAGGUUGGAGAUAAAGUUCUUCUCCCAGAAUAUGGAGGCACCAAAGUAGUUCUGGAUGACAAGGAUUAUUUCUUAUUUAGAGAUGGUGAUAUCCUUGGGAAGUAUGUAGACUGAAAGAAAUCAAUACUGAAAUAGCAUCACAUGAAGCUGCCCAUUCCACUGAAGUUCUGAAAUCUUUCAUCAUGUA
This is a messenger RNA of Loxodonta africana (African savanna elephant), 1308 nucleotides long. Its product is annotated as 10 kDa heat shock protein, mitochondrial-like. Gene Ontology annotation, molecular function: ATP binding; protein folding chaperone; metal ion binding. NCBI's taxonomy places the organism in Eukaryota, Metazoa, Chordata, Mammalia, Proboscidea, Elephantidae. The transcript has a single exon. The record is from RefSeq and is a predicted model, not a curated record. Gene Ontology annotation, cellular component: mitochondrial matrix. The coding region runs from base 927 to 1235 and encodes 102 amino acids.